Molecule: messenger RNA, 1140 nt
Organism: Aspergillus wentii DTO 134E9
Lineage: Eukaryota; Fungi; Ascomycota; Eurotiomycetes; Eurotiales; Aspergillaceae
Exons: 2
Coding region: 18-890 (290 amino acids)
Molecular function (GO): oxidoreductase activity
Source: RefSeq, a predicted model, not a curated record
AAGACAGCACAAUCAUCAUGGUUGGCAUUCAGAACGGAGUCGACGCGUGGGUCAACUACUACCAGCCCAAUGGCAGCCCUCCAGCACACAACGACAUGGCCAUCCUGUUGGGCUCCAAAGACAUGGUGUCGCACCGCAUGCGCAUCCACGAUCUGCGGCCCGCGAUGGACCGCUUCGCGCUCGACGCCAACGGCUUCCAGUGCGCCACGCUCCACUCGCAGGUGACCGACUUUGGCGACGAGAGCCAGAUCCGAAAUGUCUAUUUCAAGGAGGUGGAGCAGCUCAUCAAAGAGACAACGGGCGCAUCGCGCGUGCUCGUCUACAACCACACCGUCCGCUCCAAACCCAGCAAUGAAUUCGGCGACCAGGUCAAGGGCCGCUAUCAAGGCAUCGACGGCCCUGCGUAUCGUAUCCACGUCGAUCAAACACCCGAAGGAGCACAGAACACCGUGCGGUUCAUGUUCCCCGAGCUCGCCCACGAGGUCGAUGCCGGGAACUUCCAGCUGCUGAACGUCUGGAGACCGCUGAAGAAAGUAAACCGGGAUCCCCUCAUGGUGGCGGACAUGGCGGUCCUGCCUACGGAGGAUCUCAUCCGCGUCCCUCGAUCGUACUACGAUGGGCUGCAGUCGUCCAACUACGUGGUCAAGUACGACGGUCGACCCGCAGUGGAGGCGAGUGACCCUGUAGCAGAUGGCAUUAGUAACGGUGGCGAGCACAGCUGGUGGUAUAUUGAUCAGCAGGAGGCGCAUGAGGCGAUCAUCUUCUCGUGCUCUGAUUUGAGGCCUGGGAAGAGACCAGAGGGGACAGUGCAUGGGUCGUUUCUGUUGCCGGACCAGGAUGGGAACCCCCCACGCCAGAGCGUUGAAGUCCGUGUGGUUGCCUUCUUCUAGAAGUGGAGAUGUUCAUGUACAUUCCUGCAUAUUAGUUUAGAUUGUUUCAGCUGUCAAUAUACGAUCUGCGUUAGUUACAUUCCACAUAUGCUCCACGGAGGGAUGUAAGGGAGGAACAUUCCAGAAGCUGUCACAUUCUUCAGGAACCUAUCUGCUAGUCUAAUUCUAAUGCAAAAUAGCCUCUCUAGCCCCAUGUAUCUAGUUUAGCAUCCCACGUGGUAAGAUAAGCUGUGCCGUGUUUGAGUCGUCG